AUGUUGUUUUUCUGUGGAGUGGUCCUGUUCCUGUCGAUUUUAGUGGCUCCUGUUCAUGGUGUGGACCCACAUUGUGAGGACUGGAUACCCUUAGGGACAAAUGUGUGCUGUAAGAAGUGCCAACCAGGACACCGCUUGUGGAAGACGUGUGGGAAUGCCACAGAGACUCUUUGCCAGCCAUGUCAGAAAGACGAAUACUUGCCGGCUGGAGAUCAACGUUCCUGUUUGAGGUGCACUCAGUGCAUAGGUCCUCAGAUAGAGAAGAUGGCAUGCAAUGCUAGCAGGGAUACCGUGUGUGACUGUAAAACCGGAUUGCGCUGUGGAGACUCUCAGUGCUCCUACUGUGUUCAGGAGUGUGGCAAAGGAGAACAACCCACCGACAGCAGGACUUGUGAGCCUUGCCCGAAUGGGACCUUUAAUGACCAGAUUCAUAAGACCUGUCGGCCCUGGACAGACGGAUGUCCAGAAGGCAAGAGGAUAGUGACCCCGGGCACCGCCAUCAGCGAUGCAAUCUGUGGCUCUGACAUCAGUUCAGAGCUUGCAGUGUUAAUCACCAUCUUCUGUAUGAGCGUGCUCAUCUGCUCAGUCGUACCACUGUGCGUCAUGAUUCGUUAUAAAAGAAAAAAACUCAUCAAAAACACCCCUGGAUCUGAAGCUCAACCCGAACCAAGACAGGAGGUACUGCAAGAGGAGUGUAGCUUCUGCUUUCCCCAGCAGGAGCAUGGAGGUAGCAGUCUGAGUUCCAUAGCAUCUUUGGACUCUGAGGAGAAACUUCUCUCUGUGUAG
Molecule: messenger RNA, 786 nt
Organism: Chanos chanos (milkfish)
Lineage: Eukaryota; Metazoa; Chordata; Actinopteri; Gonorynchiformes; Chanidae
Gene: tnfrsf9b
Product: tumor necrosis factor receptor superfamily, member 9b
Exons: 7
Coding region: 1-786 (261 amino acids)
Biological process (GO): regulation of cell population proliferation
Molecular function (GO): protein binding; signaling receptor activity
Source: RefSeq, a predicted model, not a curated record